Molecule: messenger RNA, 799 nt
Organism: Moneuplotes crassus
Lineage: Eukaryota; Ciliophora; Spirotrichea; Euplotida; Euplotidae
Source: the annotation of a GenBank genome assembly
ACAAAAUGGAAGCAGCUUUAGAAGCAGGAAAAUACUACGAGUAUUCGCAACAAGCGAAAUCCAAAUUCUUCAAAUUCAAGCUAAGAAGCAAGGAAAAGGAAAUGAAAGAUCUCGUAAAUACAGUGAUGGAGAAACUGGUUGCAUCCGGUGAGAAAAGCCUCAUUAGAGACUGGGGAGAAUACUAUUUCGAGAACUGGAUCAAAGAUACAAAGGAAUUCGAUGAGUUCUUCUUCAAAAUCUCUAAACUCGCAUUUAUCCAUGGUGACAAAGAGAAUAAAUAUUCUUUCCUUAAAAGAAUGAUUAAUGCUUCGAAGAACAAAACUGGACAACUUUCUGAGCUAAUGGCAGAGACUUGCAUGAGCGAGAAACAGUACUUAAAAGCCUAUGUCUACAGUUUGAAAGCUAACAAACCAUACAUGACCAUCGAGUUGCUCAAUAAUCAUAUCAUAAAGGAAGGCUAUACAAAUGAAGUGGAUCUCUUCAAAAUCAGAGCCGUCCUUGAAUACAUCUCAUUUGGCCUUAUUGGUAGCGCUCAAAUCUGAAUUGACAAGUUAUGGGAAGGUGAAGAAUACAACUCUUACAAAAAUAUCGGAGAUGCGGUGUUACUCUGCAUUGAAAAGGAGCGAUUCGACAUAUUCAAGCAAAUCCCUAUCUUCUACAAAGCAAUCCUGGCUACAGACAUGCACAUUGGAGAUUACCUGAACAAGAUAAGCACUGUGCACUUUGGGAGACCCCUAAAAGAGCCAAAUGCUAUCCAGCAGAUGUUCCAGUCAAUGUUCUCCUAACUUCAACUGCGCCA